Molecule: messenger RNA, 5122 nt
Organism: Notechis scutatus (mainland tiger snake)
Lineage: Eukaryota; Metazoa; Chordata; Lepidosauria; Squamata; Elapidae
Gene: SLC9A8
Product: solute carrier family 9 member A8
Biological process (GO): proton transmembrane transport; regulation of intracellular pH; sodium ion transport
Cellular component (GO): membrane
Molecular function (GO): potassium:proton antiporter activity; sodium:proton antiporter activity
Source: RefSeq, a predicted model, not a curated record
CCACUCCGCUCCUACACGGAGUCUUGCUUGCCAUAGAGAUGCGCCAUGCCAGUUCCAGAGCGUCGCAAACAAGAACCCCGGAAGUCGGCCUCGGAUAGUGGAGUUCUAACGCUCUAGGUUGCGGAGGGGGUGGGGGAGGGCGGAAAGAAAUAAGAUAAUUCUUUUCCACCCCCUCACCGUUAAAGAGCUGAAGAAUGGCGCAAACGGACUUCCCAAAUGUGACCCAUGAUGUAUUCAAUUUCACCCUUCAUACCACCCUGGCCCUCACCACAAAACUAGUGCUUCCUACACCUGCCAAACCAAUCCUUCCAGUACAAACUGGCGUCCAGGCUCAACAAGAAGAACAGUCAAGUGGCAUGACUAUAUUCUUUAGUCUCCUUGUACUAGCUAUUUGCAUCAUAUUGGUGCAUUUAUUGAUAAGAUACAGACUGCAUUUCUUGCCAGAGAGUGUUGCUGUUGUUUCUCUAGGUAUCUUGAUGGGUGCUGUUAUAAAAAUUAUAGAAUCUCAAAAGCUGGCCAACUGGAAGGAAGAAGAAAUGUUUCGUCCUAAUAUGUUUUUUCUUCUUUUACUUCCGCCAAUUAUAUUUGAAUCUGGGUAUUCAUUGCACAAAGGGAACUUCUUCCAGAACAUAGGCUCCAUCACCUUGUUUUCUGUGAUUGGGACAGCUAUUUCAGCUUUCAUAGUUGGCGGAGGAAUUUAUUUUCUUGGUCAGGCUGAUGUAAUUUACAAACUGAAUAUGACUGACAGUUUUGCCUUUGGUUCCUUGAUCUCUGCUGUUGAUCCAGUAGCUACUAUUGCUAUCUUUAAUGCUCUUAAUGUGGACCCUGUGCUUAACAUGCUGGUCUUUGGAGAAAGCAUGCUCAAUGAUGCAGUUUCAAUUGUCCUGACAAAUACAGCAGAAGGUUUGACGAGAGAACAUACAUCUGAUGUAAGUGGAUGGCAAACCUUUUUACAAGCACUGGCUUACUUUUUGAAGAUGUUCUUUGGUUCUGCAGCACUGGGGACUCUGACUGGUCUUAUUUCUGCAUUAGUACUAAAACAUAUUGAUUUACGAAAAACUCCUUCCCUGGAGUUUGGAAUGAUGAUUAUCUUUGCAUAUCUUCCUUAUGGACUUGCAGAAGGAAUUUCUCUCUCAGGUAUCAUGGCUAUCUUGUUUUCCGGCAUCGUAAUGUCUCACUAUACCCAUCAUAAUCUUUCUCCGGUUACACAGAUCCUAAUGCAGCAGACUCUGAGAACUGUUGCAUUCAUGUGUGAAACAUGUGUUUUUGCAUUUCUGGGCCUGUCAAUUUUUAGCUUUCCUCACAAGUUUGAAAUGUCCUUUGUCAUCUGGUGCAUAGUGCUUGUCCUUUUUGGUAGAGCGGUCAAUAUUUUCCCCCUCUCUUAUUUGCUCAAUUUCUUCCGUGAUCACAAGAUCACUCCCAAAAUGAUGUUCAUCAUGUGGUUUAGUGGAUUACGUGGGGCAAUUCCGUAUGCCUUGAGCCUCCACUUGGGCCUGGAACCAAUUGAGAAGCGGCAGUUGAUUGGCACUACUACAAUCAUCAUUGUGCUGUUCACAAUCUUAUUGCUCGGUGGAGGAACAAUGCCUUUAAUCAGGCUGAUUGACAUUGAAGACUCUAAAGCCCGGCGGAAGAACAAGAAGGAUAUCAAUCUCAGCAAAACAGAGAAAAUGGGAAACACCAUUGAAUCUGAACACUUAUCUGAACUGACAGAGGAAGAAUAUGAAGCUCAUUAUAUAAAGCGGCAGGAUCUCAAAGGCUUUAUGUGGCUUGAUGUCAAAUAUUUGAAUCCUUUCUUUACCAGACGGCUCACCCAAGAGGACCUACAUCACGGACGCAUACAGAUGAAAAGCCUCACGAACAAAUGGUAUGAGGAGGUACGACAAGGACCUUCUGGAUCAGAAGAUGAUGAGCAGGAGUUGCUGUAACAGGCUGUUGGUGUGCACGCUUCUGCUGACAUCUCCAACUUUAAUUUUAAGGCCGACACUCUUAUACACACAUACCAUGCACAACUUGGUAUGGUUGUUUUCAAGUGACUCUUUGUCUAGUAUAAAGUUGUGUCAUGUGCUGAAUGCAAGAUCAUCUCUAAUGCCAAUUUUUUUUUACUCUUUUGAAAUUAUGGCACCUGUUCAGGCAGCAAUUAUCCCAAACACAUUAGGAUAGUUAAUGGAUAAUAGGGUAAUUGGAAACAUGGGUGGCACUGUCUGUGAGUUUCUGCUGUAAAUGUACGUUAAAGAAAAUUCUGUAGAAGAGCUUUAAAAAAAGUUUAGUGCACUUUACUGUACUUUUGCCAAUAUACUAGCCCUGAACUGGAAGGACAAUGCUGUGAAUUUGUAUUGACAAUGAGCAAGUAAGUGAAUAUUUAAGGCCUAUCUCUACAUUGCUCUUUAAAUAUUUAAGGAACUCAGGGUACAGAAUGACAAAAGACAGAAACAGCUAAUGAAAGCCCCUUGGCCUUUGGGAUUUCUAGAAAUGUUUGUUCCAAUUUGUUAUUUCUGAGUUUGAAACAACUUGACACAUAAUUCCAUACUAUAACUUCAGAUCAUUUGGUUCCAGAAUAAAGCUUUAUUUGAAAUCUAUCAAGCUUAAUUUCCACCCUUCUCAUUCCCUUCCUUUGAGAACAGCUCCAUAGCACAAGUUUGGAUGGGUGGUUUGAAGCCAGAGCAUAGAAGAAGCAAAUAAAGAAGGAGUUCCUUUUUCUGGGAAAACCCUAAGACUGGAAACAAUUCAGCUGCUUUUUUAUUAGUCACAGAUUGGCCUUUACAUACUGUCUAAUUUUUUUGCUUGCAGAACCAUGUGUACUCAUGCAAAACAAAAAAAUCAUACAAUGACUGUACCUUUUUAAAAAGCUGGGUGGGGAAUAUUACUGGAACUUUGCUAUGAGUAAAAAACAUUGGUCGAUGGAUUAUUAUUACACUAAAAGUGAGGGGAAAACGAUGCAUUUCUUUUCCACCUGAGGAAAAUGGAGAUAUUUUUGCAAACCACAUAAAUUCCCAUUUGUAUUCCAAACUGGUACAGCCUUAGAAAGCUUAUUCCACAUGAUUUUUCCUCAUACACAAAACUGUCUCAAGAUUCACUGCAUAUAGAAAGGAGUACGGAGUCCCUAGACAGUCCCUUAUCCUCAGUUGCUUGUAAUAGGCGUGGCCCAUCACCCCUAUAAAACAAACAUAACUAAAUAUUCCUCAUGUAACUAAUCCUAACCUUGUUUCUUUUGCCAUGCUGUCAUGGCAGACUGAUAAAGCUUGCACAAAUGUUCUUUUACGAACAUGUUCUCAGUAACAUUGUGCAAUAUUGAGAGCAGGAAUGCUGCAGUAGGUGCACUUCAGAUCAAUUAAUUCAAAAGGUGUGAGGAAAGGAAAUAAAACUGAGUCAUUCUAUAGGAGCCAAAGGGACACUAUUCUUGAUGCCAGAUUCUGCUGGGGAUACAUGCCAGGACUGUUCUGAAGCCAAGUGAAUGAGGAUGUCUCUUAUUUUUUUCCCUGCAGAGUAGGGAUAUAUUAUUACUUCACAUUGUGAAACAUUAGCUAAGUUUGGCAUUAAAUAAAUGUAUUCAAUAACAGUAGGCAAGUUUGGCAUUAAAUAAAUGUAUUAAAUAACAUUAGGCAAGUUUGGCAUUAAGUUAAAUGCAUUAUUUCAGUUUAUAUGAUUCCCCAUAUAAAUUCAUGACUCUGAGCAUGUGGGAAUUAAAAGCUAUAGAAAAACAUAAAGCAGUAUAAAAAAACUUGCAUAAAUAAAAGCAGUAGCUGAGGUUAAAAAAACAAAACAAAAGCAAAACUACUAUCAGUAAUGAAUACAACCACUGCAUGGGCUUGGCUUUGCAUCUAGAUCCCCAAGCUUGAUUACACUUUCACAAAUUUAGAGUGAAAUUAGCCCUGAAGAUUGCAGAUGGUGCUUUAUCAUCCAACUGUGGCAGAAUGCUUGCUCAAUUACCAGCGUGCAAGCAUAGUUCACCCAUCUCUUUUGAGGUUUAUGCUGUAUUUCGGACAACUAUCUUAAAUGACAAGGUCAAAAUACACUAAAUACUCGAUUUCAUGUAAAUAGACUUCUGAAUUUCUUAAAAAAAUACUGGAAUAUAAAUAUAGUAGAAAUGCAGUUUAGCUUACCCAACUAUUUAGGCACAUGUAGACUUCUCUGGUAGUAGUAACAGAAGAAUCUGCAUUCUAUUAAAGAAGCUUAUUUAGAACUCCUAGCCAGUCCUCUAGCAAAAAAUAUUGGAUUAAAGCUCUCAUAAUCCCCAAUCAGCAUAACCAAUACAGUUGUAGAAUAUAAGGGUUGGAAGGGACUUGAACAUCAUUUGGUCCAACCACCUGAACACCAAUAAGCACUCUCAGCAGAUGGCCAUCUACCUUCUAUUGAAACACUUCCACUGAAGGACAGUCCAUUGUCUUCUGAGGCAAGUGGUUCUUUUAUUGAACAGUUAAUAUUAGAAAAACAUUCUGAUUUCCAAUCCAUGAUUUCUUGUUCUGUAUUCUUGAACAGUACUGAUCAUAAUGUACACGACAGACCAUCAGAUACUGAAGACAUCUGUCAUGUUUUUCCACAAUAUACUCAACAAUUCCAAUAAUUUCUCAGAAUUUUUUCCUUCCCCUUCCUCUUCCUCUUAUCCCCUUGGUUAUUUUCCUGUGGCACAUUCAAGUUCAUUAAUGUUCAUUUUGAACUGCUGAGCUGGAACUGGGCAUAAUAUUCUAGGAAUGGACUCGAGGAAAUUUAUAUUGAUUACAAUAUCAGGUAUUCCCAAACUACUCAACUCAUGUUUUAGGACAAAUCACGGUUAUAAAAUAGGUUUGUGUGUUAGCUUCAUGAUGAAGAUGAAGAUGGUGUAAUAUCCUGGCCAAGCUUUCCCUAAGCAUGUUUUCAUAUGUGUAUGGCUACAACUUUCAAAGUUUCCCAGAAGUGUUGAUUCUGGGACUUUGGGAAGUUGUCAUUCCAAUGUAUCUGGGGUACUUCAGUUUGGUGAAGGCAAUUCUAACUAUUGAUUAUAAAAUAAAUUGUUCUGUAUCUAAUGGAGAAAAGUACAUCUUAUAAAACCUUGGGGCCCAUAUGAAGCAUUCAAUUACUGGAUAAUGCCAAAGUCUGUUCUUUGAUAACUCAAGUAUUUUAAGGAAUAAAAUCAUGCUGAAAGUUU